AUGACCAGUAAUAGUGUUGUCCGUCUUAUUAGAUCCGAUCAAGUUGACAAUGCUCUGGAAAUACGGGUUACCCGUGGUAGAGACAAACCAGCUUAUUACGAUGCAACUGUAACAAAUGAUGACUUUGUUGUAGUUCGUUCUAACGAAGGCAAUGCUUUAGAUUAUGUUGUGCUGAAAUUGAAGACCUCACGUAUUGUUCAGGAGUUGCCUUCUCAAGUUUCGAAGGCGUCUUUUGAACCGGGCCAAAUAGUGCUUGUACCACAUGCUAAUCCUGCGUAUGAUAUGCACAUUUCCGUGCAACCAUAUCCUGAAGAUCUUGUAGAUUGGCUGAAGAGCAGCGGGAGCAGCAAUUCCAGCAAUAUUCCCACACCAA
Molecule: messenger RNA, 373 nt
Organism: Paramuricea clavata
Lineage: Eukaryota; Metazoa; Cnidaria; Anthozoa; Malacalcyonacea; Plexauridae
Source: the annotation of a GenBank genome assembly